AUGGCCGGCGCGUCCUCGCGCGGCGGCGGGGACGUGGCCGCGGCGGCUCUCCGGCGGUGCACGGCAACGGCGAUCCACAGCGGGGCUGAUCCGGCGUGGUCCUCACGCCUCACACGACCCAGAGAGAGAGAUGGGAUGGUGGUGGUGUACGGCGAUGCACGGCGGCGGCUUGAGCGGCGUGCGACGGACGGCGCUCCGGCGGUGCUCCGGCGUUCCACAGCCGAAGAAGAAGAAGAAACGAGGAAGAAGGUGACCGGCGGAAAUGGAGAGAAAGGAGAGAGAGAAUGGAGGGUGAAUGUGCCUGUUGUUGGUGGUCAUGCGGGCAUUACAAUCGUCCCUCUGUUUUCUCAAGCUGUACCCAAGGCCAAUUUGGCGGACGAAGAUAUCAAGGCACCUACCAAGCGUACACAAGAUGGAGGGACGAAAGUUGUGCAAGCAAAGGCCGGAAAGGGAUCUGCAACAUUGUCCAUGGCGUAUGCUGGAGCAUUAUUUGCAGAUGCUUGCCUGAAGGACUUAAAUGGUGUCCCCGAUGUGGUGGAAUGUUCCUUUGUGCAGUCUAGCAUCACUGAACUUCCUUUCUUUGCUUCUAAGGUGAAACUUGGAAAGAAUGGCGUGGAGGAAGUUUUGGAGUUGGGUCCUAUGUCUGACUUUGAGAAGCAAGGGUUGGAAAGCCUGAUUCUUGAGCUCAAAUCUUCUAUUGAGAAGGGGAUCAAGUUUGGCAAUCAGUAACU
Molecule: messenger RNA, 731 nt
Organism: Syzygium oleosum
Lineage: Eukaryota; Viridiplantae; Streptophyta; Magnoliopsida; Myrtales; Myrtaceae
Product: malate dehydrogenase, mitochondrial-like
Exons: 5
Coding region: 1-729 (242 amino acids)
Cellular component (GO): cytoplasm; mitochondrion
Molecular function (GO): L-malate dehydrogenase (NAD+) activity
Source: RefSeq, a predicted model, not a curated record